UCUGGAAAGGUUCACGUCACUCGCUGCCGCGUUCGCUCGACUUUGCGCCAAUCUGCCAGCAAGAUGCCUUUCGUCGAGCUGCUCAGCAACCUUCCGUCCAGCAGCUUCUCCGAUGAAUUCGUUCGGAAGCUCGGCUCUUGCAUCGCCGCUGCUCUGGGGAAGCCGGAGGAAAGAAUGAACGUGGUGGUGAAGCCUGGAGUGCUGAUGCUAGUCGCUGGCUCCAGCUCUCCUUGUGUGAUUCUUUCCGUGUCAGCCAUCGGUGCCACUGACACCGCUGACAAGAACAAAGAACACAGCGCCAAGAUCUUCAACUUUCUCACCCGAGAACUGAACUUGAGUGAAGAUCGAAUAGUGGUCCAGUUCCAUAGCCUGCAGCCCCAUCAGGUGGGAAAGAACGGGACGGUGAUGAGCUUCAUGUGAGCCUGUGGUGUGAUGUCCACUGUGUUCUACAGUUGUUAGAGUAGAACCAUGUCACUACCCAGGUGAGACUGCGAUGGUCAUUUAGCUUCCUGCUGACUGGUCUGCGAGAUAUCUGUACUUUAACUAUUUUGGUGGUUUAAAUAGUCACAAUAUCCUGUUCCUUGUGAUGAAUGGGAUUUUUUUUACCAUGCUAUGAAGAGCUGUUUUGUGUCAUGCUGUGAAAAUCACCCUGCACUGAGACAUUUACACUUGGAGUCAUGUCCAAUUUCUGAACAUGGCAGUCUCCCAUUCAUGUUCCAAACCAGCCUCAUCAAACCAAUUUCACAUCAUGUGAAUUUCACCUCUAUUUCGCAUUCAUCUAUAUAUUCAGAGAAUAAUCAUUAAUUCUGGAUGACAAUGGUUAUUGAAUAUCCUCAAUAAAAAUGACUGUUUUCCUGG
Molecule: messenger RNA, 858 nt
Organism: Synchiropus splendidus (mandarinfish)
Lineage: Eukaryota; Metazoa; Chordata; Actinopteri; Syngnathiformes; Callionymidae
Product: D-dopachrome decarboxylase-A-like
Exons: 3
Coding region: 64-420 (118 amino acids)
Molecular function (GO): phenylpyruvate tautomerase activity
Source: RefSeq, a predicted model, not a curated record